This is a messenger RNA of Xenopus tropicalis (tropical clawed frog), 799 nucleotides long. It is a transcript of the gene cntf, whose product is annotated as ciliary neurotrophic factor. Gene Ontology annotation, biological process: ciliary neurotrophic factor-mediated signaling pathway; negative regulation of neuron apoptotic process. Gene Ontology annotation, cellular component: extracellular region. Gene Ontology annotation, molecular function: ciliary neurotrophic factor receptor binding. The coding region runs from base 122 to 586 and encodes 154 amino acids. The transcript has a single exon. The record is from RefSeq and is a predicted model, not a curated record. NCBI's taxonomy places the organism in Eukaryota, Metazoa, Chordata, Amphibia, Anura, Pipidae.
UAAAUACAAGGCAAAAAAUAAGGUUUGAUUAGUUCUCUACUUGUUGAACAACCAACUGUCUCUUACAAAAUUAUGAACAUGUUUUGCUAAUUUCUCCUAAUCUUUCUGUCUGUCUUAGUUGAUGCUCCAGGGAUCUGACACACUGAAACUGUUUGAUGACCCCACAGACAGUGCAUCCACAGAUAUAGAAAAGUGGAUACACAUGGCAGAGGAUGAAAGACUGCUACUGAAUCUGAAUGCAUUCUUGGAUUUGGAGAGAAAACUAGAGAGAAUGGUGGAACAGCAUUCAAACAGGACAUACUCAACAGAAGAUGGAUUGUUUGGGGGUCUCCAAGAUGUGCUUGCUCAGGUGGCAGCACUGAAAGGACAGAUGGCACAAAUUGGGGUAUUUAUGGGGUUAAGUAUUGACACAACACCAAACACAGAAGAUGUAAAAUCAAAAGGGGAUGAGUUUGAUGAGAAGGUUGAGGGAUACCGGGUGCUGAAGGAGCUGUCCUUUUGGAUAAUUAGGAGUGUGCGAGACAUGAGGAAGUUAUUAGGGUACAAUGGUGUUGAAACGGAGAACUUUUCAAAUCAUGAAAUUUAAUGUAAACAUAUUUUAGAGCAUGUUCUAAAAAUUUAGUAACUUUUUUUCUGUUAUAUAUAAAUAUUUUGGCUAAAAUGUUCUUAAAAAUUAAAGAAAGUUUAGUGAGAUGAUGUAGAGGGUUAGAUUAUUAUGUUAUUUACUGCAUUCCUUAUUUCAUUCAUUAGAGUGGACAAGGUUUAAAUAAAUUAUAUAAUAGUAGUUAUUUUGGAAGAC